AUGCCAGCUACCACUUCUACUUCUACCAAGACCGCCAAGGCCCCAUUAUCUGAACAAAAAUUACACGACAUGUCCAUCGAACAACAAAAGGAUCUAUAUGGAGAUGAACAAGUCUUCAACAAGUACAUUGUCAACUUGGCUGGUAGAGUGAGAAACUCUGUCACUGGUGGUUACUUGUUGCCAAAGGAGGAAGCUGAAGUUAAGGCUUAA
Naumovozyma castellii is the source of this 210-nucleotide messenger RNA. RefSeq lists its product as uncharacterized. The transcript has a single exon. Bases 1 to 210 code for a protein of 69 amino acids. The record is from RefSeq and is a predicted model, not a curated record. Lineage: Eukaryota; Fungi; Ascomycota; Saccharomycetes; Saccharomycetales; Saccharomycetaceae.